Molecule: messenger RNA, 738 nt
Organism: Brassicogethes aeneus
Lineage: Eukaryota; Metazoa; Arthropoda; Insecta; Coleoptera; Nitidulidae
Source: the annotation of a GenBank genome assembly
AUGCAGUUUCAGCAUUGUUUAACGAAAAUUGUUGCAGCACUCGACGAAAUUUCAGAGUGGCAAGACAGUAAGACAGCUUCCGAUGCCCAUUCUUUGAUAAAAGCAGUAUGUGAUUCCGAAUUUUUAAUUUCGACGUCUUGUUUAAAUGAUGUUCUUUCAACGACGCGACCAUUAAGUUUACUUUUGCAAGCACCAUCAGUCGACUUUAUAAUCGCUACUGAUGCUUUAAAGAACUCUUUGAAUAUUAUCGAAACUCGUAGGAAAUCAGCAGAAAUUUAUUUUUCCAAAUUAUUCAGUAAGGCAAAAAAUUUAGCUCAAGAACUAGAUUCGAGCAUUGAAAUUCCUCGCAUUGUAAAACGCCAAAAACAUCGUGCAAAUUAUUCUUCUGUCACUGCUGAGCAAUAUUACCGCAAGGCAAUUUUCAUUCCAUUACUUGAUUAUGUGAUACUUGAUCUUCAAGAACGUUUGCCAAAAGACACAUUGAAAGUAUUUGAUUUGAAUUUGCUAAUGCCUUCAGUGUUAAUUGAAGAAAACAACGUUGAAAAAGAAGUUUGUCAACGUAUUGAGUCACUUGGUGUUCAGUAUGAAUCUGUUCUUGGAAAUCAAGUAUCAAAUUUAGUUGGCGAGUACCAAGUAUGGAAAGAGCACUGGAAAAGUAAUAACAAUAAAAAAGUCUCCAUACCCAAGUCUGCUGUAGAAGUGCUGGAAAAAUGCAAUGAUCAGUGUCGCUACUGCUGA